Molecule: messenger RNA, 2185 nt
Organism: Asterias rubens (European starfish)
Lineage: Eukaryota; Metazoa; Echinodermata; Asteroidea; Forcipulatida; Asteriidae
Product: sedoheptulokinase-like
Exons: 3
Coding region: 158-1567 (469 amino acids)
Biological process (GO): carbohydrate metabolic process; cellular response to lipopolysaccharide
Cellular component (GO): cytosol
Molecular function (GO): sedoheptulokinase activity
Source: RefSeq, a predicted model, not a curated record
CCACAACACAGUACAGUCAAGACAACAACAAAGUCAUAAGUUACAACUCUUUCUCUGCAACAAUCUCGAUAGAUCCUGCGUCUUCUUCUAAGUUCUACCGACAGUUGUCUUCAACAAGUACAAGGACCAAGGACAAUUUUUGAGUUUUAACGGCGUUAUGGAGCUAGAAACACAAGAAACGGGGCUUGUGUUGGGCAUAGAUUUGGGCACAACGUCUGUGAAAGUUUCUCUGUACGACGGUAAAGAAACCAUUCAAAGUGCAUCGUGUGACACGCAUUCAAAGUUCGUUUGUUCAUCACAGCCACCUGGAGCAGCUGAACAACUAACUAGUAAAAUCAUGGAAACUUGCGAGACUUGUUUGAGUAGGCUCGACUCAGAGAAACUCUCCCGGGUGAAACGCGUCGGCAUCACGGGUCAGAUGCACGGCUGUGUCUGCUGGUCAUCACAUGCCGUGGUUGACCAACUGGAAUUGGCAGGAGCGAGUACAAUCAAAGGGUUCAAUGAUGAUUUGAUUACAACAAGUCCACUUGUUACAUGGGAAGAUUUGAGAUGUACUGAGGAUUUCAUUGCAAGCCUCCCCACUCCGGACACCCAUCUAAGACUCGCUACGGGUCAUGGCUGCGUGACGUUGUUUUGGUUUCAGCGAAACAACCCGGAGUACUUGGAGAAAUUCACACAUGCGGGAACUAUUAUGGAUCUCUUGGUUGCUAGGCUGUGUGGCUUGGAUAAACCUGUUAUGGGGAUACAGAAUGCUGCUAGCUGGGGGUAUUUCAAUGUGUCCGAAAAGUCAUGGAAUAAGGAAAUCCUGACAGCUGCAGGGUUCCCAGUUCAUCUGUUACCAGAGGUCGUUGACCCAGGGGUCAUUGUGGGUCAACUCGGGUCACCAUGGCACAGUAUUCCAGCAGGCUGUAAGGUUGGAGUUGCUAUGGGAGACUUGCCUUGCUCUGUAUUGCCAUUGUUACAAUCGCCAUCAGAUGCAGUUGUGAAUAUCGGUACAUCUGCACAGCUUGUGACCAGUACCCCAGCAGGCUUUGAUCCACCGAAGUCAACUCCUAGCUCUACCAUCGAAUACUUCCCCUUCUUUAAAGGCCAAUACCUUGCAGUCGCAGCAGCCCUGACAGGAGGCAAUGUCAUCGCAGACUGUGUCUCAUCUUUAUGUCAACUAGCCGAAGACUUUGGUCUCAGCAUCUCAAAAGAGGAUGCUUACAAGAAAUUUAUCGAGAAGGGUCUGGAAGUGAAAGAUACAAGCAUUCUGAUUCGCCCGACACUUUAUGGUGAGAGACACGCACCAUCUCAGAGAGCUAGUGUUGAGAAUCUGGCGCCUGGGAAUAUGAGGGUCGGUGAUAUCUCACGAGCCUUGUGUUGUGGGAUUAUUACAAACCUCCAUAGCAUGAUGUCGAGAGAUGAUUUGAUUGAUAGAGGGGUAGGGAGGAUAGUUGGGUGCGGGAGUGCAUUGCGGAGGAAUUCAGUCUUGAUGCAGGAGUUGGAGAGGGUUUUUAAGAUGCCUGUUGUACAUGGACAGGGUGGGGAUGCUGCUCAGGGUGCAGCUAUGGCAAUGCUAAUGUAACAAAGCAGCUCCUGUGAACAAUAGGGAAUUGAUUGGUAGAGGGGUAGGGAGGAUAGUUGGGUGCGGAAGUGCAAUGCGGAGGAAUCCAGUCUUGAUGCAGGAGUUGGAGAGGGUUUUUAAGAUGCCUGUUGUACAUGGACAGGGUGGGGAUGCUGCUCAAGGUGCAGCUAUGGCAAUGCUAAUAUAACAGAUAGGUUUGUAAAUAGUAGAAAAGGUCCAUGUACAGUACAUUUGCAGUUAGAAUAAAAAAAAGUAUAAACUGAUGAAUUAUAUUGAUUCCCUGAGACAUUCUGUCAAUAAAUAAACAUGUCAACAAAUAAAACAUCAAAUUUUCAUUACUUGUUGGUUCAGAGCCUGAUCUGAUGACAAGGUUUUAGCCGGGAGGAUUUGGGAAAAGGUGUCAAAAUCUGCUGAAAGUUUAGAUAAAACAGGCUGUCCACAUUUACAACGGGGUGUCCAAAAGACACCCAGACACCCCUCUGGCUACUACUAUGCCCUAUGAAAGAACAAUGAGUUGCAAUUCCUGCAUACUACAUAUUAAGUGGUGUUUGAAACUUUGCAUUGUGUGGAAAAACUAUAGGAGUAAACUUGUGGGUACAUUAUAGCCCUAUACAGGAC